GUACGGACCCGUGAUUGGCUCAAAGGAUCACGCGGUCGUCUCCGGAGUUUCCAUCAUGAACAACACACUCGUCGAACGACGAAAUCUCAUCAGUCUAGUGAAACUUUGCGUCCGAGAUUUGCUCGACUCGGCUCUACAGAGUGAUAGGCGCGAAAUCAGUGGAGAUUGCGUCCACCUCCAAAACUUCCUCAAUCUGAUUGAGACGGUUCUUCGGCACCAAAUCAGAGCUUCGGGUAAACGUUCGAUGAUACCUGGGCUCCUGCCGUCUUCCGAUGCCUCUGAGAAAUCCCUGUGGAAUCUCUUGGAGUCUAUCCCUGGCGCAGAGAAAACGGCUGAGAACGCUCGACACAUACCAACGAUACAGAGCUACAGAGGGAAAUGCAGAGCUUGGAUUCGCUUGGCUCUGAUGCAAAAACAGCUCGCCGAUUACGUUUCGAAAAUGAUCGACAUGGACCUCUUGUCACAGUUAUAUCACGAGUCGGCUCUGCUGAGAAACGAUGAGUUCGCUCUGCUCUGCGGACUUCUAGUCGGUGUCAAUGUCGUUGAUUUCAACUUUUGCCUGAAGGACGAAAAUCUAGAUUCAAUCGAUACCACCGUGAACUUCGAACCUUACCUCCGAAGGGAUGUUUACUCUAUGUUCGACGAGAGGACUGAAUCGAAAAACUCCUCUCCCGACGAGUUUCAGAAAGUUCUGGAUCAGAAGAACUAUACAGAAGAGCUCAAUAAACAGUUGACGACGAAUGUCGAGAACCUCCGCAAGGAGAACGAUGAACUGAAGGCGAAAUGUCACUCAAUCGACACCGCAGACGACCUAGCACAACAAUUGCAUGACGUGAAAAAAAUCAACCUGAAGCUGUUCGAAAAAUUACAGGCUGCCAGUCUCGAGAAAGACAACCUUCAACAAAAGUUGACUUCCGUAGAGAAAGAACGGGACGACGCUGCGGUGCGCUCGAAUGAGCUGGAAUCACAAUUGCUCCUGAUCGAGAUGGAGCAUCGGCAGUCACGAGACGCUCAAGAAGAUCUCAGCGAUUGUAAACAGCAAGUAAUGACACUCGAGAGUGAUUUGAAGAUCGAACGCGAAUGGAGGAAACAAUUGCAAGGGACCAAUCGCCAACAAGGAGACAGGAUUGAGCAGCUCGCUGAGGAGGUGGCGCUCUUGAAGUCUCAAGUCAAACAAUAUGAAUCGUAUCGAAGGAAGUGCGAUGAUUUGGACAAGACUCUCGAAGAGAUGGGCGCCAAGCUUUGCGACGUCCAAAUCCAAAAAGAAGAGCUCAAGGAAAAGGCCAACAACAGCAUCAGUACCUGGCAAGACGAUAAAGAGGCUGAAGUCUGCACGGCUUGCGAGAAAACGUUCAGCGUUUCCCGUCGGAGACACCAUUGCCGGAAAUGCGGCCAAAUAUUCUGCGGUCAGUGCAGUGAAGGAAGCAUGCCACUGAUCCGAGGCGGGAAACCAGUGCGAGUUUGUGAUGCGUGCCAACAGGAACUCCUGCAAAUGUACUCUGUCAACAGCGCAGCCGUCCAACCGCGGAAGAAUAGUCUCAAGUCAACCUCGAAAUAGACGCCACGUGCUGUCGUUAGCCUUUCCCAGAAAUGGUGUCCCAUGACGAGGCGAUUUUCUGGACGCUCUCGAGAAAUUUAUGUAUCUCGGGAAGCUCCCGCAUCUGUUUUAGAAAUGGUCCCGAGGGGGCGAUCGUAUCAUGUUGACGCUUGGUGCUUAGCUGUUCAUCUUCCACGGUGAACCUUGUAUAAAUGCUUGAGAAU
This is a messenger RNA of Galendromus occidentalis (western predatory mite), 1761 nucleotides long. RefSeq names its product RUN and FYVE domain-containing protein 1. Lineage: Eukaryota; Metazoa; Arthropoda; Arachnida; Mesostigmata; Phytoseiidae. Bases 56 to 1558 code for a protein of 500 amino acids. Gene Ontology annotation, molecular function: metal ion binding. The record is from RefSeq and is a predicted model, not a curated record. The transcript is spliced from 8 exons.